Messenger RNA from Doryrhamphus excisus (bluestripe pipefish), 2539 nucleotides. The record is from RefSeq and is a predicted model, not a curated record. NCBI's taxonomy places the organism in Eukaryota, Metazoa, Chordata, Actinopteri, Syngnathiformes, Syngnathidae.
CUGGGAUUAGGACAUUUCACUGUGGAUUAAACUCUCUUGGUGCAAGGAGGAAAGAGUCGCACCACCAGAAGGACUCUGGACUCAGGUUCCAGAAUGUUCCAGCUGCUCCGCGGUCACAUCCAGCCAAGCAGGCACCAGGGUCGCAAAACCCGCCUGGUCACCAAAGACGGGCGCUGCAACAUCGAGUUCGGCAACAUCCACAACCACUUCACCUACCUGGUGGACUUCUGGACCACCUUUGUGGAGAUCCGCUGGCGCUUCGUGCUCCUCCUGUUCGUGGCGUCCUUCACCGGGAGCUGGUUCAUCUUCAGCCUGCUGUGGUACUGGAUCGCCAAGAGCAACGGUGACCUGGUAGGACAGCCCGGCGCAGACGGCCACGUCACGUGCAUCGCCAACGUCAACAGCCUGACCACGGCCUUCCUCUACUCGCUGGAGACGCAGACCACCAUCGGCUACGGCGGCCGGGCCCUGACGGGGCAGUGCCCCGGCACGGUGGCCGUCAUCGUCCUGCAGUCGGUGGUGGGCGUGUUCAUCAACAGCUUCAUGUGCGGCGUCAUCCUGGCCAAGAUCUCGCUUCCAAAGCGUCGAGCCAAGACGGUGAGCUUCAGCGACAUGGCCGUCAUCUGCCUCAUGAAAGGGAAGCUCUGCCUCCUGAUCCGCGUGGCCAACCUCCGCAAGACUCUCCUCAUCAGCAGCCAGAUCUACGGCAAGCUGCUGAGGACCACCACCACGCCCGACGGAGAAACCUUCAUCCUGGACCAGCUGGACAUCAACUUCAUGGUGGACGCCGGGAAGGACAACCUGUUCUUCGUUUGUCCUUUGACCCUCUACCACGUCAUCAACCGCUCCAGCCCCUUCUACGAGCUGUCGGCCGACACGCUCCCCCAGCAGGACUUUGAGCUGGUGGUCUUCCUGGAUGGCAUCGCCGAGUCCACCAGCUCCUCCUGCCAGGUGCGGACCUCCUUCAUCCCGCAGGAGAUUCAGUGGGGACACAACUUCCUGCCCAUCAUCUCCCGCACCAAGACCGGCAAGUACAGCGUGGACUUCUCCAACUUCUCCAAAAGCGUGCGGGUGGGCACGCCGCACUGCGCCCAGUGCUUCGAGGGCAACCGGAACCACCACGUGAAGGAUGGUCAGAAGAACCAGCAGAAGAUGGGCAUCGACAACCUGGGCUUCCACGUCAUUGACAUUCACAACGCCGUGGACGUCACCAAGAUGUGAGGCGCCGCCGUGACGGCAUCCUUCUCUGGAUCCCAUCUCUUCCUGGGGGAAACUGGACAGCAUGCAAGUGUAAAAAGAAGCACUGUUGAAAUAAAAAAAAACAUCCAUCUUUGACGAUGAAGGAUUACUAUUAGACCUACUACUUGCGUGGAAAUGCAUCGCACUUAAAAAAAAAUCUUAGAAGUGUAAAAAGAAGGUAAGCAGAUCCAAAUAGAAUCCCUGUCGGAGCUUUACUAAAUCCCACUACUACAGUAGGAAUUCUUGUGAUGGUCACGAGGAUCAGUAACGUUAUGAUACACGACCUAGACUACGUUACCUGUCACACUGCAUGGAGGCCGGGCCGACGUGCCAUGACUGAAAGGACCCUCUCAACUUGUGUGGAAGUGGUGAAUUCUUUGAACUGUUUGAAACACUGUUUGGAGAGGCUAACUAGUUUUUUUAUCUCCAGGAAGAGGUCUCAUCGCCCGCACAAAGAAUAAUAGGAAUGGAAAGGUGUUAUUUCAUCUCUUUGGUUCCAAUAAUAAUAAUAAUAAUAAUCUAUAUUUAGAAAGUCAUAACUACAUUGAAUCCUACUUUGUUGAAAUUCAGUUAUCGUGGGCGGCCUAUUAUUAGUCAAAAAUGCAUAUUUAAGCAAAUGUUACGCAUCGUUGGCCUACAUGAAGCAUUUUCAAGCGUAAAAAAGUUCUAGUCUAGUGUAGUACACUUGGCUCAGCCAUUCCGUGCUGAGCAGCCAGGUUGUUUACAGCUUUUGGAUUGUUUUACAGGUUCUAUGGCUAUCGUCACACUUGUCCGUAGCCGUAACAAAAAGCUAAUCUGACCAGCAAAUUCCUGAUGGUUGGACUUCGGACGUUGUGAAGGAUUCUGAGCCAAGUGUGCAUUAAAAUGAAAAAAGGGGUUCAAGUGGUGUUUGGCACAGUAGGAGAUUAAGCUCUGAGCCUGUUUUAAUGAAAAACUACAUCGUGGGGGAGGUUCAAAUAUAAAAUAAUAUCAUCACAGCCUUUUAGCACUUUGUCAUUAAACACUGAAGUCAUCCUGACAGAUCUGCUAAAUGCAACCAUUGUGGUUACACAAUAAAAACAUUGAUUUCCACAAUAAAGUCUCGCUUAUUUUAUGUUUUUUUAUGAAGCUUGAUUCGAUUUUUGGUCAUUCAAGUGGCUAAAGUACUACAUAAAUAACACGAGUGGCCACUAGAGGGCAUUGUAACACGGCUAUCAUUUUGAUAGCGGGGGACGUGUUGACAACUGGCCACUAGAGGGCAUUGUAACACGACUAAGUGUGAUAGCGGGGCACGUGUUGACAACUGGCCACUAGAGGGCAU